Molecule: messenger RNA, 708 nt
Organism: Prunus armeniaca (apricot)
Lineage: Eukaryota; Viridiplantae; Streptophyta; Magnoliopsida; Rosales; Rosaceae
Source: the annotation of a GenBank genome assembly
AUGGAGGUAAAAGAAGCUUAUGACGUUGAGCAUAUGAGGUCUACACAGAGUAUCCAGCAUGAGCUGUGGCCUCUUGAUGAAAUUGAUCCAAAGAAGGCAAAAUUUCCCUGUUGUUUGGUUUGGACUCCUCUCCCAAUAGUCUCUUGGUUGGCACCAUUCAUUGGACAUGUUGGCAUUUGCAGGGAGGAUGGAGCUAUUUUAGAUUUCGCAGGUUCCAAUUUUGUGAAUGCCGAUAAUUUCGCAUUUGGUGCUGUAGCCAGAUAUCUACAGCUUGAUAGAACACAGUGUUGUUUUGCCGCGAAUCUGGGUGGCCACACUUGCAAGAGUGGCUACAAGCAUGCAGAGUUUGGGACGGCAAUCACAUGGGAUGAUGCCCUGCAGUCAAGUUCACGGUACUUCGAACACAAAACCUACAACCUUUUCACUUGCAACUGCCAUUCUUUCGUAGCCAACUGUCUGAAUCGGAUAUUCUAUGGUGGAUCAAUGAGUUGGAACAUGAUCAAUGUGGCAGGCUUAGUACUGCUCAAGGGGCAAUGGGUUGACGCCAUGUCCGUCUUGAGGUCGUUCCUCCCUUUUCUAUUGGUGCUCUCUCUAGGUGUUUUCAUGGUUGGAUGGCCUUUCUUGGUUGCGCUUCUCUCUUUCUCUCUCCUCCUCGUGGUGUGGUUUCUACUGGCAAAUUAUUGUUUCAAGACCUUGUUAGAGUGCUAG